Fomitiporia mediterranea MF3/22 is the source of this 1138-nucleotide messenger RNA. RefSeq lists its product as uncharacterized. Gene Ontology annotation, molecular function: translation release factor activity. Bases 255 to 797 code for a protein of 180 amino acids. Lineage: Eukaryota; Fungi; Basidiomycota; Agaricomycetes; Hymenochaetales; Hymenochaetaceae. The transcript has 5 exons. The record is from RefSeq and is a predicted model, not a curated record. Gene Ontology annotation, cellular component: mitochondrial large ribosomal subunit. Gene Ontology annotation, biological process: mitochondrial translational termination.
GCAGGCCUCUCUAAGUAGUAUGGACCUACUACCUUGCUGAGAAUCCUAACCUAGUCCGUUCCUAAAGAGUUCCUAAUAGAGUAAGAUAUAUAUGAAUUGAAGAUAGACAUUUUGGAUACUCCUAACUUAUCUGCAUAUUAUCCAUUUUCUCUUCGAUUCUCCUGUCUGCAUCGGAACGACCGCGUCAAAUGCUUCGCACUCGACUUCAGCGCCUUUGCUCGUCGAGUCAAAAUGCAACAUGGAAUGGACUACACAUGUCUGUGGCCGGAACACUAAGGCAAUAUGCAUCAACUGGUUUCGGCCUUCUCCCUCCGGCGAUAGACUCACUCGAAAGUCCAAGCGAUAUGAGCCGUGCCCGUCAGUGGAUUGAAGCGUUCCGGAAGGCCGGUAUCCCUCGGGAAGCGGUGAUUCUGACCUUUGCACGAAGCUCUGGACCUGGUGGACAGAAUGUUAAUAAGGUCAACACAAAGUGCACCGCAAGAUGCUCGGUACAUGCACCCUUCAUCCCCAGGUGGGCGAAGGAAGUUUUACGCCGAACUCCAGCCUACGUUGCAUCGACAGAUACGUUGCUAGUCACUUCUACUAAGUCCAGGUCUCAAGCUCAGAAUGUCCAAUCCUGUCUCCAAAAAUUGCAGUCACUAAUUCUUUCGGCGUCUCUAUUCGAUGUCAAAAACGAAACAUCUGAGGAACAGAAGACAAAGGUGGCAGCUUUCCAGAAAGCUGAGAAAGCCAGGCGCCGGCAAGAUAAGGAACAUCGCUCACAGAAAAAACAACUACGAAAAGUAAACUGGGAGUGAUACACCCUAAUUUACUCGCCGGCCUCCCCUGUGGAGAUGGUCAAAAGUUUAAAUCUUAUUCUUGGAGACUGUCGACGUGGAAGCAGUCGAGGAAGGAUCUAUGGAGCUAUGCUUCCCGAAGAGCGCCACAGUCCUCGUUGGACGGUUUAUUUCUAUGGAAUUCCGGGGAUAACAUACUGGCGUGAUGCUUCACUGGAACCACCUUGGAACUCUGGGCCUGAAUGGAAUUCAGGGACCGCCUCCAUGCAAGGUUCCGAAUACUGUUAUUGUCACCUUUAAAUAUAUGGUGCCGUGCGGCUUCACUGCAUGGCCUACAGUGGAUUCUUGAUCGUAAUACAAAU